Aplysia californica (California sea hare) is the source of this 868-nucleotide messenger RNA. RefSeq names its product probable sodium/potassium/calcium exchanger CG1090. Gene Ontology annotation, cellular component: membrane. NCBI's taxonomy places the organism in Eukaryota, Metazoa, Mollusca, Gastropoda, Aplysiida, Aplysiidae. The record is from RefSeq and is a predicted model, not a curated record. Gene Ontology annotation, molecular function: calcium, potassium:sodium antiporter activity; calcium channel activity. Gene Ontology annotation, biological process: calcium ion transmembrane transport; intracellular calcium ion homeostasis.
GCCUUGGAGACAUGGCGGUCAGCAAUGCUGUGGGGAGUAACGUGUUUGACAUCCUGGUGUGUCUGGGCAUCCCCUGGUGUAUCAAAACCUGCAUCCUAGAGCCAGGCAGCCAUGUACAGGUGUACAGCGAAGGUCUGGUCUACUCCUCCUGCACUCUCCUGUCCACCGUGGGCUUCCUCCUGCUCGCCAUCCACCUGAACAAGUGGACGCUGGACAAGCGGAUCAGCGUGUUGUUCAUGUCGGUUUACAUUUCCUACUCCAUCCUGGCCUCCAUGUAUGAGCUCAACGUCUUCGGAUACUUCCACCCGGAGGAGUGUCCCAGCGACUACUGACCGAUUCAGCUCACGCCACUCGCGACUGGUCAUCUGGCGACUCACGGAACUGGUCGUCAUCUGGCGACUCACGGAACUGGUCAUCUGGCGACUCACGGAACUGGUCAUCUGGCGACUCACGGAACUGGUCAUCUGGCGACUCACGGAACUGGUUAUCUGGCGACUCACGGAACUGGUCAUCUUGCGUCACAAUGACCACUUCAGCUCACGUAAAACACGAUUGGACAUUUGAGGCCACACUGACCACCUCAUCUCACACCACACAACAGAACAUCUCAGUCCGCGCUGACUGGCACAUUGUGCUGCACCCACAGCUGGACAUUACAAUCCACAGAACUGGAUAUUUCAAUCCACACACAACUGCACAUUACAAUCCACAGAACUGGAUAUUUCAAUCCACACACAACUGGACAUUACAAUCCACAGAACUGGAUAUUUCAAUCCACACACAACUGCACAUUACAAUCCACAGAACUGGAUAUUUCAAUCCACACACAACUGGACAUUACAAUCCACAGAACUGGAUAUUUCAAUCC